Molecule: messenger RNA, 936 nt
Organism: Lodderomyces jiufengensis
Lineage: Eukaryota; Fungi; Ascomycota; Pichiomycetes; Serinales; Debaryomycetaceae
Source: the annotation of a RefSeq genome assembly
AUGCAGUAUGUAGAAUUAUUAAUUAUGUUUGUUAGUGUUCUUUUAGCUGUUGCUUUUUUAACAGUAGCUGAAAGAAAGACAAUGGGUUAUAUGCAAAGACGUGUCGGACCUAAUGCUGUAGGUUAUUUAGGAGUUUUAAUGGCUAUUGCUGAUGCUGCUAAAUUAUUACUUAAAGAAAUAAUUACACCUACUCAUGCAGAUAAAUUCAUAUUAUUCCUUAGUCCUAUGAUUGCAUUAGUAUCUUCACUUCUUUGUUGAUCUAUAAUUCCUUUUGCACCAGGUGUUACUAUAUAUGAUAGUAAUUAUGGAUUUAUUUUAAUGUUAGCUAUUAGUAGUGUUGGAAGUUUUGGACCUUUACUUGCUGGAUGAUCCGGUAAUAGUAAAUAUUCUUUACUAGGUAGUAUUCGUGCUACUGCACAAUUAAUUAGUUAUGAAUUAAUUUUAACUACUAUUGUUUUAAUAUGUAUUUUAUUAGCUGGUACAAUGAAUUUAAGUAAAUAUGUAGAAUUACAAGAAUCAAUUUGAAUAGGUAUACCAUUACUUCCUUUAUCUAUAAUGUGAUAUAUAGGUUGUGUUGCUGAAACAGCUAGACCUCCAUUUGAUGAAGUAGAAGCUGAAUCUGAAUUAGUUUCAGGUCAUAUGACUGAAUAUUCAUCUUCUAUAUUUGUUCUUUUCUUCUUAUCUGAAUAUGCUUCAAUCUUAUUCUUAUCUACUUUAACUGCUAUCUUAUUCUUUGGUGGUGGUACUGGUAUUAUAUUAGCUUUAAAAGCUAAUGUAUUUGCUUAUUCUUAUAUUUGAGUAAGAGCUACUUUACCUCGGGUUAGAUAUGAUAGAUUAAUCCAUCUAUGUUGAAUGGUAUUCUUACCUGUAUUAUUCGGUGUAGCUAUAUUUAUACCUGUACUAAUUUAUUCAUUAGACGCAAUUAUAUUAUUAUAA